Salvelinus namaycush (lake trout) is the source of this 2038-nucleotide messenger RNA. RefSeq lists its product as uncharacterized. NCBI's taxonomy places the organism in Eukaryota, Metazoa, Chordata, Actinopteri, Salmoniformes, Salmonidae. The transcript has 6 exons. Gene Ontology annotation, molecular function: DNA-binding transcription factor activity. The record is from RefSeq and is a predicted model, not a curated record. The coding region runs from base 90 to 1316 and encodes 408 amino acids.
CCCGGAAGUAUCGCGAUGUUGCGUCUCUAGGUUUAGAAACUGCUAGUACACUGCUUAAUAUCUAUGGUGGAAAACGCUAUAUUUUCGAAAUGGCAUAUCACGAGUUCAAGUUUGAGGACCAAAUAACAAAAUACAUUCGAGAACAAGAAUUGGAAACGUCACUGAAAUUCAUAACAUUGAGAAAGGACAAAAGUUUUGGGCAAAAGGAUGCACAGCCUUUGGCACGGAAAAAACUCAGCUGGGAGAGUAAAAGUAUCCCAUUCAAUGGUGUUCCGUUUCAAGUUGUUGGCACAAAGACGUAUGAAUGCCACCAGGGCAAAGACAGACAGACAAAAGCCAAAGAGAAAUAUGCUGCUGAAAGAGACAAGAAGGAACUUGAAGACCAUACCUUUCUACAGAAACGGAAACUGGUACAAAAUACCAAAAAGGUGGACUGCAAGGCUAUAAUCAACAUCGCCCACGUUAUUCGCUUUCCUGAUUUUAAGAUUGAGGAAAGUACAGUGUGCUCUAAAAAGGAGGCCUCCCAAACUCUGAAGGCAGCACUAAGUGAAACACCCAGCUCCGUGAAGGCAGAGGUUGUCUACUGCGUCAGGUUCCCCUCCCUCUCUGAGCACAGCUCACAUGCAGUUGUUGGCGAGGCAGCUUAUGUUCGGGAAGCUGUAGAUGCCAGGCUGAGAGAGAAGAUUGAGCAGCUGACUCUGUCUGGUGUGAGAAAGAUGACUGAAAUGAAGUGUCAUCUGAACACCUUUGUAGUGGAAGAGCUUUUCCAUGGAGAGCAGCCCCCUCCACCUACUCGCAGGCGCUAUUACCCCACUGACAGUGACAUAAGAAAUGUCAUGUUUAAGACCAAGCAGGCCACCAGAGACUCCAACAUUGACCGUCCAUACGAAGGUCCAUCUGUAAGAGGAAAGAAGAGGUCCUCUAGGAAGCUGCUGCGGUUACGAGGGCAAUGUGCAGGAUAUCUUAAAGAGAUCACAGAACUCACUUAUCAUCUCCAAGAGGAACAGUACGUGACUGACCUGUCUUCACAGCUCAGAAGCGUGUUGCUGGAUAUGAAGGCCCAUGUUCCACAGGAUAAAGGCCUUCCACUGACCUUUUCUCCAAGGAAGAGAAAAGCUGAGAUGGACAUGGACCUCCUACCAACCAAGAGUGUGUCACACCCUUUCACAGACGGGGUAGAACAGCAUACAGAGGACAUAUGUUCAAUGAUCUUCAUAGAGAUAUCUGAUGAAACGGGUGGUCCAGGGAUAUCUGAUGAAACGGGUGGUCCAGGGAUAUCUGAUGAAACGGGUGGUCCAGGCUCCAGGGAUAUCUGAUGGAACGGGUGGUCCAGGGAUAUCUGAUGGAACGGGUGGUCCAGGCUCCAGGGAUAUCUGAUGAAAUGGGUGGUCCAGGCCCCAGGGAUAUCUGAUGAAACGGGUGGUCCAGGCUCCAGGGAUAUCUGAUGAAACGGGUGGUCCAGGCCCCAGGGAUAUCUGUUGAAACGGGUGGUCAGGCCCCAGGGAUAUCUGAUGAAACGGGUGGUCCAGGGCCCAGGGAUAUCUGAUGGAACGGGUGGUCCAGGCCCCAGGGAUAUCUGAUGAAAUGGGUAGUCCAGGCCCCAGGGAUACCACUCCUGUACUGUAUCAAUGUCAUGGCUGAUGAAACGGGUGGUCCAGGCCCCAGGGAUAUCUGAUGAAACGGGUGGUCCAGGCCCCAGGGAUAUCUGAUGAAACGGGUGGUCCAGGCCCCAGGGAUAUCUAAUGAAACGGGUGGUCCAGGCCCCAGGGAUAUCUAAUGAAACGGGUGGUCCAGGCCCCAGGGAUAUCUGAUGGAAUGGGUGGUCCAGGCCGCCGGGCAUAGCGUGUGCCUUAGCUGUAGGUGUUUCCAGAAGUACAGUGUCUCUGUGUGGACCGUAACAGGGUUGAAGUUUUAUCUUAAAUCAGCCAAAAAAUCUGCCAAUUUCAAAAAGUUCUGUGAAACAGUAUUACUUGUAGAUUUUGAAAGUAAAAAUCUAAAAUCAAGAUGUCAAUUGUUUGUCUACAUGCAAUGUAAAAAA